AUGUCCGUCACCACAACAACAGCGACCGCCGCAUACGUGCCGACCCAUAGAUCUCUCGCCAACCCGCCACGCGGUCUUCGCAAAGCUACCAGCUUCACAAGCGCUUUCCCCUCCGCAGCUUCGGCCUCUUCUCCCAGCCUCAACUCGCUUUACAACGCUCAUUCGCGUCUCACGCCUUCGCACCACACUCUCCCGCGCAAAUCCUCCCUGGCCGCGCUGACGCCCAACUCUCUCGCCUCCAUCCCCGAUGUGAGCGAGUCCUACGCCUACAACAGUCUAGCCGAGUCGCCCGAUCGCAAGAUGGCUCCCACCACUCCCGGUAAGCCCGGGAAUGACUUCGUCAUUGGCGAUGUUGUCGAAGUCCCGGGCAAUAUGCUCGGUACCGUUCGCUUCAUCGGCUCUGUGAACGGAAAGAAGGGCACCUUUGCUGGUGUGGAGCUGCACCCAGAGUUCUCACAGCGGGGGAAGAACUCUGGUGAGGUUGAAGGGGUUUCGUAUUUCACGACAACUCUUGCCGGCGCGGGCAUCUUCCUGCCUGUGACCAAGGCUGUAAGACGAGAGUCGCCUCCAGGCUCCUCAUCGAGCUCGUUUCCAUAUACGCCCACCGCGAGCACAAUCGGUGGCCUCAAAGUUGCCAACCAGAACUCGACAAACUACACUACUCCUACGCCAUCACUUCCCGCGUUCAGCAAGUCCGUUGGCCCGCCGGGUCGCUCUACUAGUCCCGGACUGAAGAAGCCUAGCAAACCCUCACUGCGCCCAGAAUCGCCCUCACGCAAGCUGCAAAUGACGCCUGGGCCGAGACCAUCGCUAGCGACCCCCAACAGAGUCCCCUCCAAGUUCUCGUCUCCCACGGGCAAUAGGUUCGCCCAGAGCGUGCGUGGAACGGCCGGAGACCCAAGCAAAACACCCGGUAGACUGGACAGGAAACCUAGUGUGGGACCUCGCAGCGUCUCCGCUCUUGGUCUGUUCGACGAGGAGACGACCCCGACCGCGCUGCAACGAACCAAAACGAACGGAAGUGUGACGUCGGUUUCUUCAUACAGCUCUCAGUUCAGAGUUCCCUCCCGCGCGGGCUCAAGAGCGGCCUCACGCGCGACCAACGAUCAAGAGCUCGAGCGCCUGAGGACACAGUUGGAGGAUCGCGAGAGACAGUUGAGGGACCAGGCAGCUACUCUGGCAGAGAUGGAGAGCAGCCUCACCGAGCUGCAGACUCUUAUGGAGAACACAGACAUGACAUCAAUGAAACGGAAUAGUCUCGACGAUAAGGACUCAGCACAGCUUCGACUGCUGGUCAGGGAAAGGAACGAAAAGAUCGCUAUGCUCACGGCCGAAUUCGACGCGCAUCGCGCCGACUUCAGAAGUACCAUCGACACCCUGGAAAUGGCUAGUACCGAGACCGAACGAGUGUACGAGAAGCGGAUAGACGAGCUUAUGGGGGAGAUUCGUGAACUCGAAUCUCGCACCGACGACGUCGACGUGGUUGCCCGUCAGCUGAAACAGCUAGAGGAGCUUGUUCAAGAACUUGAAGAGGGUCUUGAAGAUGCUCGACGUGGUGAAGCUGAGGCCAGAGGUGAGGUUGAAUUCCUCCGAGGCGAAGUCGAGCGCACGCGGACCGAACUUCGCCGUGAACGCGAGAAAGCCUCGGCGACGAUGAAUGGUGCGGGAGGCCCACCGAAUGGGGACCGCACUUCCGUAUCCAAGGAGCUCGAGCAGAAGGAAGACGAGAUUCGAGGGUUGAAGGCUAUCAUCCACUCUCUCAGUCGCGACUCUGUCCCAGAUGCAGAAAAGCCCGAAGACCCAUCGAUCCGCGAGAAUGCUCUGGCCCGCGAGAGAAUGGAGAGAGAGCUUGCGGAACUUCGCACUCUUGUCAAGGACAAGAAUCGCCGUGAGGAGGAACUCGAACGGGAAGUUGAGAUGCUGCGUAGGGGCAGCGCCACAACCCAACAAUCUGGCUCCUUGACGAAUGGCAGCGCACAGCGCUCGUCACUUCGCGAUUCAAGAGACACUGUCGUCUUGGCCCGAAACAAUGAGCCUCGAUCCCCCGAAGCCACACACAAGCGUGGACGUACGCUGGAUACGAUGCCCGAGAGCGACACAUACUCGUCGGUUACUGAGAACAGUACCUUGUGGUGCGAGAUCUGCGAGACUGGCGGUCACGACAUUCUCACGUGCACCAACAUGUUUGGAGAUGUCAAGGCCAGCGGCGAUGCCAGCAAGACGGGCAAGGACAUGGCUAGAGAGGCUCUGAAGCCCAUGGAUGAUGAGCACAAGCCUCCUCCCCUGUCCCCGAUGAAGCCCAAGGCCUCUCUUUCCCCUCCGCCCACUCUGCCUGCCGCUCCUCCUAUCGUCAAGAUUCUGCCUAACCCCAUGGAUAACGGACCCGUUGCCGGUAAGGACAGCGGAGUGGUGGACAACUCGAAGUGGUGUGCUCUUUGUGAGAGAGACGGGCACGACAGCGUCGACUGCCCUUUCGAGGACGCAUUCUAG
Messenger RNA from Colletotrichum karsti, 2490 nucleotides. Its product is annotated as cap-gly domain containing protein. The transcript is spliced from 2 exons. The coding region runs from base 1 to 2490 and encodes 829 amino acids. The record is from RefSeq and is a predicted model, not a curated record. Lineage: Eukaryota; Fungi; Ascomycota; Sordariomycetes; Glomerellales; Glomerellaceae.